AUGAAGUUCACCUCGGUGUCCGCUGUUACCAUUUUGGCGGCUAUUUCCGCUGUGCAAGCUGCGCCACUUAGUGUCCACUCUUCUGCCGUGGCUGUUGACCUUCUUCCUCGCAACGGGAUUUCUGCCCUCAGCAAGAAGGGUGAGACAGUCGGCGAUUUCGAAGCCGAGGAAGAGAAGAAGGCCAAGGCUCUCGAGGCCCAAGGAGUCCCGGAAGAUCGCCGACUUAAAGCCCGUGCCAAAGCCGAGACCGUUGGUGAGAUAUUGGCAGAGGAAGAAAAGGAAUUCCAAGAAGAGGAUAUUCCAGAGGACCGCAAGCUCAAAGCCCGCACCAAAACUGAGACUGUCGGCGAGGUCUGGGCCGAAGAGGAAAAGAAGACUCAGGAGGAAGGUCUUCUUGAGGACCGCAAACUAAAGAUCCGUACUGUCUGCGGCCAAGUCGACUUCAGCGGCGGAAAGCCUGUCCAACUCGAGGACCGAGAGCUGUGCCAUGGUCAGGAGAUCGAUCCUACGCCUGCCAAAUUUGCUGACCUGGAGGAUCGCGCUGUAUCGAAAGAAGCCAAGGAUGAACUUGAUAGAAUCCGAGCUGGGAUUGCCACUGAGCCGAGGCUCGAGGACUAG
Molecule: messenger RNA, 618 nt
Organism: Colletotrichum spaethianum
Lineage: Eukaryota; Fungi; Ascomycota; Sordariomycetes; Glomerellales; Glomerellaceae
Exons: 2
Coding region: 1-618 (205 amino acids)
Source: RefSeq, a predicted model, not a curated record